This is a messenger RNA of Trachymyrmex cornetzi, 468 nucleotides long. RefSeq lists its product as uncharacterized. Bases 1 to 468 code for a protein of 155 amino acids. Gene Ontology annotation, biological process: sensory perception of smell. Lineage: Eukaryota; Metazoa; Arthropoda; Insecta; Hymenoptera; Formicidae. The record is from RefSeq and is a predicted model, not a curated record. The transcript has 5 exons. Gene Ontology annotation, cellular component: membrane. Gene Ontology annotation, molecular function: olfactory receptor activity; odorant binding.
AUGGUAGCAACAGGCACGAUGCUGAUAGCGUACCUCAAACAUAUUUGUGGAAUGUUUAGCAUUGCAAGUUUCCGUAUUAAGAAGGCAAUGGCAAUUAAUAUGCAAGAUGUUAAUGAAGAAAAAAUGGUUAUAAUUUAUAAAAGAAUCGUAUCAUACAAUAGCAUAGAGCAACUUGUAUUACCACUUAUGUGCUUAAGUGCCCUCUACAUAUACAUGUUUUUAUCUAAUUAUACCGCACAAAAUAUUACAGAUCACAAUGAAUACGUAUUUGCUACAGUAUAUAAUGUUGAAUGGUACAUGGCUCCGUUACAAAUACAGAAAAUAAUGUUAAUUCUACUGCAAAAGGGUACAAAGGCUUUUCAUUUGAUGCUCGGUGGAAUAUUCAUUGCGUCUAUGGAAAGUGCUGCUACGUUGAUGGGUACUUCAAUAUCUUACUUCACUGUUCUCUAUUCUACAAGUACGAAAUAA